This is a messenger RNA of Pieris napi, 2811 nucleotides long. Its product is annotated as parapinopsin-like. The record is from RefSeq and is a predicted model, not a curated record. Gene Ontology annotation, biological process: G protein-coupled receptor signaling pathway. Bases 204 to 1613 code for a protein of 469 amino acids. Gene Ontology annotation, molecular function: G protein-coupled receptor activity. NCBI's taxonomy places the organism in Eukaryota, Metazoa, Arthropoda, Insecta, Lepidoptera, Pieridae. The transcript has 8 exons. Gene Ontology annotation, cellular component: photoreceptor outer segment; membrane.
CGCCGGUCGCGUUCAGGAGCUGACGCGUACUGAAAAUAAUUAAACAAUUUACGUGAGUGAAGUGAAUUGGUUUUUCAUUUCAAUACAGGAAUUGAAGAAAAACACUUGUAAAUUGUGACCAAAUCAUAAUGUCAAACUGUCAACUAACGAAUGAGAACUAUGACAUAUAAAAUGUAGUGUAGAUAUAUAGUGUGUGAUGAAAAAUGACGUCAUAUGAAGUAAAUGACACAGUGUUGUGGGCGUAUGAUGAAGGAUUCCCACUUCUGAUGCCUCGCUGGGGAUAUGUUGCAUCUGCGUUUGUGCUGUUUCUUAUCGGAUUUUUCGGAUUCUUUCUGAAUCUGAUGGUGAUUUUGCUGAUGUUCAAGGAUCGACAGUUAUGGACACCAUUGAACAUCAUUCUCUUCAACUUGGUGUGUUCGGAUUUCUCUGUGUCAGUGCUGGGGAAUCCUCUCACCUUAAUUUCUGCGCUUUUCCACCGCUGGGUUUUCGGGAAGACUAUGUGUGUGCUCUAUGGAUUCUUCAUGGCUCUAUUAGGAAUUACAUCAAUCACGACUCUCACGGUUAUUUCCUUUGAACGUUACUUGAUGGUGACGCGGCCUCUUCGUACAAGGCACCUCAGUUCAAAGAGUGCCGCUUUCUCUGUGAUCUUCAUAUGGAUGUACUCUCUGGCACUUACCACGCCGCCUUUAUUGGGAUGGGGGAACUACGUGAACGAAGCUGCAAAUAUCAGCUGCUCCGUGAACUGGCACGAGCAAUCAAUGAACACACUCACAUACAUACUGUUCCUGUUCGCAAUGGGCCAGAUCGUACCGUUGUCUGUCAUCACCUUUAGCUACGUCAACAUCAUCAGGACAAUGAAGAGGAAUUCGCAAAGACUCGGUCGAGUUCGCGUGAGUCGCGCCGAAUCACGGGCGACCGCAAUGGUUUUCAUAAUGAUCAUCUCAUUCACUGUUGCUUGGACACCGUAUUCACUAUUUGCUCUUAUGGAGCAAUUCGCCUCGGAAGGCAUUAUUUCUCCCGGGGCUGGAGUGAUUCCAGCACUAGUAGCCAAGAGCUCUAUCUGUUACGACCCCCUCAUAUACGUCGGCAUGAAUACUCAAUUUCGGCAAUCAAUCAAGAGAAUAUUUGGCGUUCAUUCAAAAUGUCAAUCUCCAGCCACCAAAGGAUACAACACUGCUAUUUCACCGGCGCAUAAAUUAUCCGCUUUUAAUGAUAUCACAGUUCGAUUCAACACAUCAGAUACAAAUUUACCCAGCACUCCCAAAAAACUAAAAGACAGAGCACAAAACAAUGACGAAUCAGAUUUGUCAAAUGAUUCCAAUCGCUUCCCGAAUAAAAUGGAACUAGGAACAAUACAAGAAACAAAAACCAUCUCGGACUGCGAGAGAUCAGCUGACACGGCUUACGACGAAGAUAGCAGUAAGAAGAUAGACUCUGACCAUUCUCCAACUCUAAUAAUAGACAAGGAACGUCUGAUAUUUACCAAAAGAAAAAAUGAAAAUCUUGCUUCAAGCGAUGAUAGCACGUCGUCAAAGGGGCUGUUUAAAGAGACAAUAGUUAGUCAGUUUAUUGAUAAAGACAGUGUUAAACUGGAGAAAAAUUGUAACGUGUAGCUAGAUUAUCAAUAUAAUUUCGAGGGAACAAAGAUUUAGCACAAUUAUACGCUGUAGUAGAAAUAUAAAUAUUGUUAUGUUUAGAGAAGUUUGCCUGAACGAAAGAGUAUUUUUAAAUGAAUGAAGGAUCUGUGAUAGAAGUUAACAGUGCCAAUUUAAACGACGUGUAUAGUAUUUUUCUAAAAACGAAUUUAUGCGUAGCGUAAUUGUAACAUAUACUAAGUACUUUUUGGAUACAAACACAUCAUCACAUCAUACACAACGCAAAUCUAUAAGCAACCCACUAAACGCACUUCCUUCGCCCAACGCUUUUUCUCCUACAGAUGCCCUUUCAUCUUUAACCACUGUCUUAAAAACAAAAUAUUCACUAACAUUUCAGAAUUCACAUUACAUACAUUCACUAAAAAUCUUAAACAACAUCUCGUCAACCUGCCGUAUGCUGAUACUGAAAAUAUUUUUAUUGUGCAAAAUAGAUGAAUUAUAAAUUGUGUUAUGUAGAAAUUAUUGUCAAUUACAUACAGUUAACAAGACUGGCUGCCCACAACACAGGGAAUCCCAGUGCACUUUAAUUGUAUAAUCUCAAUACACAGCCAUUUAAAUUACACACAAUUAAAGAGAGCUAUCAUAGUUUACUUUAUCUCACAUAAUGUCAAAAUCUGAAUUAAUAAGUAUAUCUCCACGUGUAAUAACUGAACGUUACGGUAUGAACUUUCUUCAACAGAAAUCAACCCUUUUUGUCCAUUUAUUUUAUUUUACUGUCUAAAAGUUUUUUUUUUUAAUUUGUCGCGAGAAUUCUGAAGUUAGUACAGUAUCGCAUUCAACUACUAUUUUUGUUAAAAAUUAAAUACAUAUUUUCAUAAUUAGACAAUACGUAUGAAUAUAAAUAUCUAGCCUAAAAGACGAUAUACAAAUAUUACAAAUUUAUGAUUGCUUUAUAUAUUCUAAUAUAAUAUAUUUUAUGAAUUAUCAUAUUAUUAAACUCAUGGUCUGGUGUUUGAUUAUAAAUGGAAUGGAAUUCCAAUAUUUGCUCCAUUACUUCACGUUUAUGGAUUUAGGGGUUCGAGGAUGUCGAGCCGUGCCGAAAUUAACUUACCUACAUAAAAAUCGAUCAAGUUAAGGCACAUUUUUAGUUAUAGCACUAUAACAAAAGUCAAAUCUUAUUUAUUCAUGUAGGUGACACAAUGUACAGUUAUGAACG